CCCAAACACAAGGCUGAGUUGCACAUUGGAAGCGGGAUCACAAGGUCUUAAGGUGAAAUCGCGCUAGUAAUAUGUCUAACCUAACAUGUGGUCAACGAUGCCUUCAAAUUGUACUUGUAAUUGCCAAUAUUUUGGUUAUUAUAUGUGGAAUGGCACUCGUCACCAUUGGAAUAAUUUCAUGCUUAUCUGUAAAUCAAUACUCAAGAGAUGUUGACGUUGCUAUUUACGGUCUAGCCGUUUUCAUAACUGUUCUUGGAGUGGUUGUUUUCUUCUUAGGAAUAAUUGGAUGUUGUGGGGCUUGUAAUGAGAGUGUCUACAAACUCACUUUAUAUGCCACAUUGCUUUUUAUAAUUAUUUUAUGUGAAUUUGCUGGGGGUAUUGGAGCUCUUGUGUUAAAGGACAAAGUUAAAGAGAAGUUCAAAAAAGCUAUUGAAGAUGCUGUGCGGCAGUAUGGUAGGAAUCCUGACUUAAGUGCUCUGGUCGAUUCGAUUCAAACUGGGGUUGGUUGUUGCGGAGCGAAUUCACCGAAUGACUAUCAGGAACAACCACCAUCGUGUUUCAAGGAUGGCAGGAGAUAUGAAACGGGUUGUGUUUCUGCACUUGGUGAACUGUUCAGGAAGUAUAUGAUUCUAAUUGUAAUCUUUUCAUUUGCAUUUGCAGGAUUACAAAUUGUAUGCUUUAUGUUUACAGUUUGUUUAUGUAAUGCAAUUAGACAUAGUAAAUAAGAUUGACAAAAUUGACAUAUCGGAAUAAUAUGUAAGAUUGUUUAUUCAUUCAUUUUCUACAUUCAAGAUAUUCUAAGAUUAUUUUUUUUUCCUAUUCAAAUACUUACUUCUGUUUUGAUCAGCUUAUAUCUCUUUAAAUUUUCUGUCUUCUAAUUUACCGCCAUUAAUUUCAACUAUUCAAUGUUUCAAUAAUGUUUGGAGGAAAAAAAGAAUUCGAAUUUAUUAGUUUAAACAAAAAAACUAAACAAAUGAAUGAGAUGGCUUACUUUGUUAUUUUUUUUAUAUGGAUUUGUUGGACUGUUAAAUUUCUAGUCUUGCAUUUAUAUUUAUAUAUAUAUUAACACUAUGAGUUAUUCUGAAUAACCUUCUUUUUUUAACGUUUCUGAUGUUCAUACUUUUAUAAUAUUAACAAUUGGAGGUAUAAAGAAAAGCGUUGAUUUCCUUCAUUUAAAAAAUGUUUUGUGGAAAAUAUAAAACUUGCGAUGGUUAUUCAAUAAAAAUGCUAUUCAUGUUA
Trichobilharzia szidati is the source of this 1239-nucleotide messenger RNA. NCBI's taxonomy places the organism in Eukaryota, Metazoa, Platyhelminthes, Trematoda, Strigeidida, Schistosomatidae. The record is from the annotation of a GenBank genome assembly.